Messenger RNA from Contarinia nasturtii (swede midge), 2715 nucleotides. It is a transcript of the gene Klc, whose product is annotated as kinesin light chain. Gene Ontology annotation, molecular function: kinesin binding. The transcript is spliced from 5 exons. Gene Ontology annotation, biological process: microtubule-based movement. Lineage: Eukaryota; Metazoa; Arthropoda; Insecta; Diptera; Cecidomyiidae. The record is from RefSeq and is a predicted model, not a curated record. Gene Ontology annotation, cellular component: kinesin complex; membrane-bounded organelle; cytoplasm. The coding region runs from base 451 to 2058 and encodes 535 amino acids.
CUUCUCAGUUGAUUGGUCGCUUUGCUUGGGUGUAGUACUGUAGUCGCGUUGGGGGUUUCUCUUAGAAUAAUGUGCACAAACUUAAAUGACCAUUUUGAGAACUUAACUAAAACACAAAACAAGAAACAAAUAAAAACAAAAUAAGCAAAAAAAGAGAAACAUUUCGUGCAAAAAUUAUUCGUGCCUGUGAUAAUCAUUUUAUUCUUUAUUCUAUUUUGACGUUUUCAAAGCUAGACACUUACUAUUUUCCAAUAGAAAAAUUGAUAAAAGUAUUAAAAAAGUAAUUGUAAUUGAAACGCUUGUCGAAUAGUUUUAUUUGCGAUUUAGUAAACGCACAACAUUAUAUUAAUCAAUAAUAUCGUGUGUUUCAAUGAAUGUGCUUCGUAUUUGAUAUUUUUAGUUUAGUUGUAAUUUGUUGGUGAAACCAAAAAAAAAAAAAAAAACAGAAAAAUGUCAAAAGCGAUUAAUGAUUAUCGAAUCAGAAAAAUCGAAAGUAUUGGCAAAAUGACGCAAAUGACUCAAGAAGAAAUAAUCAGCAACACAAGAACAGUAUUACAAGGUUUGGAAGCGUUACGUGUAGAACAUGUUUCGUUGAUAAGUGGUUUGGGACAAGCGAAAAAUGAAAAAUCUGACAUUGUGCAAAAGAACAUCGAGAGCAUUGAGCUCGGUUUGGGCGAGGCACAGGUGAUGAUGGCAUUAGCACAGCAUUUACAAAAUGUCGAAGCCGAAAAACAAAAGUUACGUACACAGGUACGUCGUCUAUGCCAAGAAAAUGCCUGGCUCCGAGAUGAGCUUGCAAAUACACAACAAAAACUCCAAGCAUCGGAACAAAGUGUUGCACAGCUCGAAGAAGAGAAGAAACAUUUGGAAUUUAUGGCAUCGGUGAAAAAGUAUGACGAAAAUCAAGAACAAGAAGAAGCAACGGAAAAAUCACGCACCGAUCCAGUUGUAGAAUUAUUUCCCGAAGAAGAUCAAGAAAGUAGAAGCCAUCUAUCGCCCACUCCACCAAAUCAAAUUGCCUAUCAAGCCAGUGGCGGCUACGAGAUUCCAGCUCGCCUACGUACAUUGCAUAAUUUAGUCAUUCAAUACGCGUCGCAAGGAAGAUAUGAAGUCGCCGUUCCGUUAUGCAAACAGGCAUUAGAAGAUCUGGAAAAAACGAGUGGACAUGAUCAUCCUGAUGUGGCAACCAUGCUGAAUAUUCUUGCGCUGGUGUAUCGUGAUCAAAAUAAAUACAAAGAAGCUGCAAAUCUUUUAAAUGACGCAUUGGAAAUUCGUGAAAAAACCCUAGGCGAAAAUCAUCCAGCCGUUGCGGCAACACUCAAUAAUUUGGCGGUUUUGUAUGGAAAACGUGGAAAAUAUAAGGAUGCUGAACCACUGUGUAAACGGGCUUUGGAAAUUCGUGAGGAAGCAUUGGGUCGAGAUCAUCCAGACGUUGCAAAGCAACUGAAUAAUUUAGCUUUGUUGUGUCAGAAUCAAGGCAAAUACGACGAAGUCGAAUUAUACUACCAACGAGCACUGGAGAUUUAUGAAUUGACGCUAGGCCCAGAUGAUCCAAAUGUCGCUAAAACGAAAAAUAAUUUAGCUAGUUGCUUUUUGAAACAGGGCAAGUACAAAGAGGCCGAAAUUCUCUAUAAGCAAGUGUUGACCCGAGCACAUGAGCGUGAAUUUGGUACAAUUGACGGUGAUAACAAGCCAAUUUGGCAGGUGGCUGAAGAACGUGAAGAGAAUAAAGAUAAGAACACAAAUUGUGCCCCAUACGGUGAAUAUGGCGGUUGGCACAAGGCAGCGAAAGUUGAUAGUCCAACGGUGACAACAACACUUAAGAAUCUCGGUGCACUAUAUCGUCGACAAGGCAAAUAUGAAGCGGCCGAAACACUAGAAGAUUGUGCAAUACGUAGUAAAAAGGAUGCUAUUGAAUUGGUGCAACAAGCCCGCGUAGGUAGUGCUGAAAAACGACGAUCGCGUAAUUUGACCGGCUACAAUGGCCCAGGUACAAGUACUGAAACAUCGCAAAAUGAAAGCGCCGAUGGGCAAAGUCGACAUUCAUCUCAUCACUAAGCGAUAAAUUACCAUCGUUUGGUCUAUUCAAAAAAUAAUACCAAAUUUGGUCCACCGAAUCGCCACUCCAACUCAGAAGGAUUUAUUUGUAAUGUAGCCAGUUUACUUUUUUUGAAUUGACUAUGAUGACAACAAUACGACAAAUACGAAAUUAUUUUUGUUUGAUUCAAUGGUGCGGCGGAAUGCGGAAGGAAAUAUAAGGGCCACAAUUAAGCUGUUUAUAAAUUUAAAAAAAAAUCAAACCUAAUCCUAUAUUUCACAUACUUACAAAAAUCUACUUUGCUGACUUUAAUUUAAAAAAAAAACUAUUGUGGUAGUCUGCAUCAAAAAUUACAUUUAUUCCAAAAUAAUACUUACAUUGUUUUCACCCAAUUUUUAGUGUUAUAAUUUUCCAUUCAAACCCACGAAUAUUUAAAAUUUUAUAUAUUAAUCAAAUCGCAGCCGGUAAAAUAGUGUAGAGCUUGCUUAAAAAAUAGAUAUUGCUCUUUUCUGCAAAAGUGAUUUAGAAAAAGUGAAAACCGCAUAUUUCAACGUUUAAUACAAAAGUCAGUACACCACAUUUUGAAUUAUUUUCUGUUGAUGACGUAUAAUUUUAUCUUUUAAUUUAAUAUAUUCAUUCUAAUUUUGAUAAGAAUAAAUCGGCAAUGCGAAAUACAA